Molecule: messenger RNA, 2881 nt
Organism: Gasterosteus aculeatus aculeatus (three-spined stickleback)
Lineage: Eukaryota; Metazoa; Chordata; Actinopteri; Perciformes; Gasterosteidae
Gene: trim101
Product: tripartite motif containing 101
Biological process (GO): regulation of microtubule cytoskeleton organization
Cellular component (GO): cytoplasm
Molecular function (GO): zinc ion binding
Source: RefSeq, a predicted model, not a curated record
GUUAGGGUUACUUCAGAGGCACUGAAACCUGACGCCACCCAACUGCAAUCGGUCCGCGGACACAGACUCACACACGGCUGUGGAUGGCGAGGACGCUUCCAACAAACAAUCCCAGCAGUCUCUGCUCAGGUGGACAUACGGAAGAAGGGAGGAAGUGUUGGCUGAGCAGGGGAGAGGGCGUGUGAGGAAGAGGAGGACAGGCAGUAAGAGGUGAAGAGCUGGGGAGACACCCUGUCCCGGUGGAUUUGGUGUCAGGAGAGGUCACAAACCUUCUCCCCCCGGAUGAGACCCCAGCUGUUCUCCCACUGGUUGACUUUGAUAUUACUUUUUUGGACCUCAUUUUUUACCAAAUUGUUUUUUUUUGUGUGUGACAUUUUUUCGAACUGUAACGCGACAUGAGAAGUUUCACCGAGGCAACGAAGGCCGUCUGAGUGAGGGAGUUGGGUAUUUCCAGAACCUGAGAAGGCCAACGGUGCCCUCUUCUCUCUGUUGGAGCUGCAACAAAUUAGUUUCCAAGUGAAUGAGAUAGUGGGACAUUAUCAUGGUCCCUCUCUGUGCAUGUAAACAGAUACAAUCUGUACAAAUACAGAGAAGCAAUAAGAAGUAAUUCAGUAUUUUGUUUUAUUUUCUCGUUCGUGCUUUGAAUUUGAAUACUAUAACAGAGAAUUGGGGGGGAAAAAGUAGUAUGUGAUUGACUCUAAAGAAGAGCAAGGGCCAGGCAGCGGAGGAGGAACACCAACACAGAUGGAGAAGAAGGAGGAGGUGGAGUUGGACGAGCGGGCUGAGCCGAGCUGCCUGCAGGCCGCCGGGGGGGUGCAGGGCGAGGCGGCGCUGGCAACGCUGCAGAAACAGCUGAUCUGUCCCAUCUGUCUGGAGCUCUUCAGCAAACCGGUGGUCAUCCUGCCCUGUCAGCACAACCUCUGCAGGAAGUGUGCCAAUGAGCUGUACCAGCCCUCCUUGUUCCAGGCUCGCACCACCAUGCAGGUGAGCAGUGGUCGCUUCCGCUGUCCGACCUGCAGACAGGAAGUUGUGCUGGAUCGCCACGGUGUCUACAGCCUGCAGAGGAACCUGCUGGUAGAGAACAUCGUCGACGUCUACAAACAGGAAGUCGGCAACAACGGCAACGCUGCAGGCCCACUACCUCCUCCUCCACCUUCUGCUCAUGUGACAUGUUCGGACCAUGAGGGCGAGAGGGUGAACAUUUACUGUCUCACCUGUCAGGUUCCUACAUGUUCUCUGUGUAAGGUUUUUGGAGCUCAUCAGUCCUGUCAGGUGGCUCCUCUGACAGAUAUCUAUCAGCAAAAGAAGGAUGAGCUGAGUGGAGAAGUCAGUUCUUUGGUGGCAGUCAACGACAAAGUCCAGGCAUUGAUCAAUGAGCUGGAGGAGACCUGCAAAAAAAUAGAGGAGAACAGUAAGACUCAGAAACAACUCGUGAGUGAGAAGUUCAGUUGUGUGUUUUCGAUCCUGCAGGAGAGACAAAAGGUGAUGACGCAGCGAAUCAGCUCUGAGCAGGAAGAAAAGACAGGCCGGGCCCAGGCGUUGGCCCGUUGCCAUAGAGACACCGUGGGAGCCAACUGCAAACUGGUGGAGAGAGCCGUGAGCAGCAUGGAGGAGCGGGACACGGCUGCGUUUGUGCAGAAUUCAAGAGAGUUGAUCACAAAAGUGAUUUCAGCGACCAGUUUCUCUCCAGCUGAGACACUGAAACCAGGUGAUGAGAGUUUGAGCCCCUACCGAUUUAACUUCAGCAGACAGGAGAGGGCUCUGAAGAGCAUCGACUUCCUCCAAGCAGUUGUGCAAGAUGUUCCUGAAAUUGAAAAGGAGCCUGAAGUUCCCAAAGAGCCCUCUGUCCACAUCGUAGAACCAGAACACCACCAGGAAGCCUCCCUGCAGAACCCACAACGGGUUGUAGAACCAAUUAUAGAGCUCAACCCAACAAUAAUAUCCCCACCAGUGAAACCAGCUGCACCAACAUCAGCCCCAGUCCAACCAGCUGCUGGUCUGGUGAGAGACUCUGUGGAGCCCGACUUAAAUGAUGGAGAACCCGCUCUGAUGAAGAACAAAACGACGGAGGAGGAGGAGGAGGAGGAUGAGGAGGAGGAGAAGGAGCAAGCGGAGGGAUGUGCAGCUCCUGGUGCGGUCAAGGGGGGCACCGGCUGUGAAGAGCUGGAGGAGACGAGCACACAAAUGGUUGUCAUUAUGCUCUUCUACCUGUUGGCCUUCCUGGUCCUCCUGCAGAAGGUUUGGGCUUACAUCGGCUGCUUCAUUUGAACAUAACACCAGCGGGAGACCCAACCAUCCUCGCUGCUGCACAGCUCAGUGUGACACUACUGCAAAGAUCUGAACACGUCCUCCACCACUGGUGAUAGUGAACAACAAACGUGUUGUUUUCAUGAUGACUAUUUCUAUUUGAUACUGAGUCUUCAUAUAAAGUAAUCCCUUUGCUCCAAAUGGAGACUGAGAUAACACCCAGGUACUGCUUCUGCUGGGUAAACUCCCCCGACAAUAGGAGAGAAGCUUCGGAAAGGAUGAUUUAAGGAGAAAGAAAGUUGCCCUCCAGUCAGGUUCAGGAGCUCAGCGCCUUAAACAUGCUUAUGGUCACACUUUUACUCCAAAGUUACACUAGUUUUAUCAGCAAGGGAAAACGUCUGACUUUGUUGGGCUUUUAUUAUGAAAACCUACUGAGAGGAAAUAGCCUUUUGCCAUUCUUACUAAAGGUCUUCACAACUGUCAAGUUAUUGUUUCCUGUUGCAUUAGCAGUCAUACUACAGCAGAGAAGUAGUAUUUGAUGGAGGAGCCAUUUUGAUGUACUUUACUAGAGUUUAAUUUACUUCCAUUUGAUUUUAUUCCACUUUAUUCAUCUGACUGUUUUGGUUACAAGUUA